AUGUUAUAUGCUAAAAUGGAAAAACGUUACAUGCUUAAAAAGAUCAUGAAAUCAGGCUUAUGGCCAUCACCUUCUUCAUUACAUUUUCAUUCAGCACUUGAAAUGGACAUCUUGUUGGCCUUGUAG
Molecule: messenger RNA, 126 nt
Organism: Entrophospora candida
Lineage: Eukaryota; Fungi; Glomeromycota; Glomeromycetes; Entrophosporales; Entrophosporaceae
Source: the annotation of a GenBank genome assembly